Messenger RNA from Octodon degus (degu), 1855 nucleotides. RefSeq names its product chaperonin containing TCP1 subunit 5 (gene Cct5). The record is from RefSeq and is a predicted model, not a curated record. The coding region runs from base 73 to 1620 and encodes 515 amino acids. Gene Ontology annotation, biological process: protein folding. Gene Ontology annotation, cellular component: chaperonin-containing T-complex. Lineage: Eukaryota; Metazoa; Chordata; Mammalia; Rodentia; Octodontidae. Gene Ontology annotation, molecular function: ATP hydrolysis activity; ATP-dependent protein folding chaperone; ATP binding. The transcript is spliced from 11 exons.
AGAGGAAGGCGGGUUCUCAGUUCGGGAGUGGUCGCCGCCGGUGUGCGGGAAAGUAAGUCUUGCGGCUACACCAUGACGUCCGUAGGGACCCUUGCCUUCGACGAAUAUGGGCGCCCUUUCCUCAUUAUCAAGGACCAGGAACGCAAGACUCGUCUUAUGGGACUCGAGGCCCUCAAGUCACAUAUAAUGGCAGCCAAGGCUGUAGCAAAUACGAUGAGAACAUCACUUGGGCCAAAUGGCCUGGAUAAGAUGAUGGUAGACAAGGACGGCGAUGUGACUGUGACCAAUGAUGGGGCCACCAUUUUAAGCAUGAUGGAUGUUGACCAUCAGAUUGCCAAGUUGAUGGUUGAGCUGUCCAAGUCCCAGGAUGAUGAAAUUGGAGAUGGGACCACAGGCGUGGUUGUCCUGGCUGGUGCCUUACUGGAAGAAGCCGAGCAGUUGCUCGACCGGGGCAUUCACCCCAUCAGAAUCGCCGACGGCUAUGAGCAGGCUGCCCGCAUUGCCAUUGAGCACCUGGACAAGAUCAGCGCCAGUGUCUUUGUGGACAUAAAGGAAACUGAACCCCUCAUUCAGACGGCAAAAACCACGCUGGGCUCCAAAGUGGUUAACAGCUGCCACCGACAAAUGGCCGAGAUCGCUGUGAACGCGGUGCUCACUGUGGCCGACAUGGCGCGAAGAGAUGUGGACUUCGAGCUCAUCAAAGUGGAAGGCAAAGUGGGCGGGAGGCUGGAGGACACCAAGCUGAUCAAGGGCGUGAUCGUGGAUAAGGAUUUCAGUCACCCGCAGAUGCCCAAGAAAGUGGAGAACGCCAAGAUCGCCAUUCUCACGUGUCCGUUCGAACCACCUAAGCCAAAGACAAAGCACAAGCUGGAUGUGACCUCAGUGGAGGACUACAAAGCCCUUCAGAAGUACGAGAAGGAGAAGUUUCAAGAGAUGAUCCAGCAGAUUAAAAACACUGGUGCUAACCUCGCUAUUUGCCAGUGGGGCUUUGACGAUGAAGCAAAUCAUCUACUUCUUCAGAACAGCCUGCCUGCGGUUCGCUGGGUGGGAGGCCCCGAGAUUGAGCUGGUGCAGGAAAUCUCGUUUGGUACCACGAAGGACAGGAUGCUGGUCAUCGAGCAGUGCAGGAACUCCAGGGCCGUCACCAUUUUCAUCAGGGGAGGGAAUAAGAUGAUCAUCGAGGAAGCAAAACGAUCCCUUCACGACGCAUUGUGUGUUAUCCGAAACCUCAUCCGGGACAACCGCGUGGUGUAUGGUGGAGGCGCUGCAGAAAUAUCCUGUGCACUGGCCGUGAGCCAGGAGGCAGACAAGUGUCCGACCUUGGAGCAGUACGCCAUGCGCGCAUUCGCAGAUGCGCUUGAGGUCAUCCCCAUGGCCCUGGCCGAGAACAGUGGUAUGAACCCCAUCCAGACCAUGACCGAGGUCCGCACCCAGCAGGUGAAGGAGGCCAACCCCGCGCUCGGCAUCGACUGUCUGCACAAGGGCACAAACGACAUGAAGCAACAACAUGUCAUAGAAACCUUGAUUGGCAAAAAGCAACAGAUCUCUCUCGCUACACAAAUGGUUAGAAUGAUUUUGAAGAUUGACGAUAUCCGUAAGCCUGGAGAAUCUGAAGAGUGAAGAGAAUUUUAGAGUAAGAUGCAGUAGCGAGACCCACUACUUGAUGAUUAAGUGGAUGGGCGUCUUGCGGUGCAGUGACAGUUAUUUAUUGUUACGCCCUUUUCUGCCGCUCUGUGCUGUGUUAAAAAUAGCUGUUUGGUAACCGUGGGAUCACUUGUUCAGAGCUGUGUAAUUGUAGGAAUACUGUUCCACACACAGGCUUUUGUAUUCAUUAAAGCGAUCUCUUUAAGCCUUU